Planococcus citri (citrus mealybug) is the source of this 398-nucleotide messenger RNA. It is a transcript of the gene robl, whose product is annotated as roadblock. The transcript has a single exon. The coding region runs from base 30 to 323 and encodes 97 amino acids. NCBI's taxonomy places the organism in Eukaryota, Metazoa, Arthropoda, Insecta, Hemiptera, Pseudococcidae. Gene Ontology annotation, biological process: microtubule-based movement. Gene Ontology annotation, molecular function: dynein intermediate chain binding. Gene Ontology annotation, cellular component: cytoplasmic dynein complex; centrosome; cytoplasm. The record is from RefSeq and is a predicted model, not a curated record.
CAAGGUAAUUAUAAAUUAAUCGCUUAAUCAUGUCGAAUGAAGUAGAUGAGAUUAUGAAAAGGAUCCAGUCGUACAAAGGAGUUGUUGGAACGAUUGUGGUGACCAGCGAAGGCAUUCCGAUUAAAACAACGAUGGACAAUACGACCACUGUACAGUACGCUGGCUUAGUUAGUCAUUUGGCUGAUAAAGCACGAAGUGUCGUUCGAGAUUUGGAUCCCACUAACGAUCUGACUUUCUUACGUGUCAAGUCGAAGAAACACGAAAUAAUGGUCGCUCCUGAUAAAGAUUUUAAAAUAAUUACUAUUCAAUAUCCAGCCGAAUAAGCUGUAUUUUGUAUCGUUACGCGAGUUAUAUGCAAUAAGUCUCUAUUCGAAUAUUAAUAAACUGUUCUUAUCGCA